Molecule: messenger RNA, 4408 nt
Organism: Megalobrama amblycephala (Wuchang bream)
Lineage: Eukaryota; Metazoa; Chordata; Actinopteri; Cypriniformes; Xenocyprididae
Exons: 2
Coding region: 2504-4102 (532 amino acids)
Molecular function (GO): GTP binding
Source: RefSeq, a predicted model, not a curated record
ACUUGGCAUUGAACUUUGAGCUUUAAAAUUUUACAGAUUUUAUUUAUACUCUAACAACAACAUUACACACUAACUAAAGUUUGAAACAUGGGAUCACGAAGAACGGGACCUUUAAGUUUUGCUUGUGAAAUGCAUGUCUGUGCUGGUUCUGCACCUUAAUGAGCAGACGAACAUGCUGCCCUUAGCUGUUUUUAUAGAAAAUAGGGUCCAGAAAAGGCUUAUUUUUUUUUUGUGGUCUUUCUUGUUUUCAGCAUCAAAUGUAAAACACUAUAUUGUUUAUUGUAUUAUAAAUUUAUUGUCUUAUUAUUUAGAGUUCAAUUAAAGAAAUGGUUAAUUAGUACUCUGCUGUUUCAGCACAGAACUUUAUAACUGUCAGCGGUUAUUCUGUUAUCAUGACUGUUAUUGUAACUGUCUUUUUUUAUUUUACAUUUUCGUCUUAGUUAGGGGCCAAGCCCUGAAGGUGCUGUAGCACCAAUUGUAUCUGUUAGUUUACUUUAUUAGGGGACAAGUCCUGAAAGUGCGAAAGCACCUAUUGUAAUCGUUAGUUUUCUUAUUAUUAUUAUUCUGAGUAUAUGGCAGUCCAUAGAACCGUAUGUUAAAAAGUUUAAUAAAGUUUAAUGAAAUUUAGCACACUGAUAGAGGACAGUCUGAACUGUCCAUAGCAAAUUUAGAGUCUCUAACUCAAUCCCUCUAGCGCCACCAGCUGUCCAAAAUUUCACUCAUGUUUAUGAUAAUAACUUUUGAACCGUAAGGUCUAGUAUCAAAAUUCCUCUGAUUCCUUGGUUCAAGCCGAUUCGAAUGCACCCUAUGACCUCAUUUUCCAUCAUGAUUUUCCAUCAUGAAAUUUUCCCGCCAUUUUAAUUUUUCCAAAAAACCUACUUUUUCGAACUCCUAGGUCGUUACUCCGAUUUUCACGAAAAUUGAACCAGAUCAUCUUCAGACCAUGAUUGCAAAAGUGUUUACAAAAGCUUUUUGAUAGAUCUAUACGUUCUCGAAAGCAGCACAAAUGAAUUUGACGGAAAGCUCGCAAAAUCAGAUUUGAGACUGCAUUUCCAAAACGAUUUAUCGUAUUCUGGAAGAAAGUGGUGCAACAAACAGAUAUACCGUUUACUUUCAAAACCAUGCAAUGGAUAAAAAAUUGAAGUACUGCAUCACUUAGACACACAGACAUCAAGAAUCAGCAUAUGAAUCUCAACAAUGGUGAUGAAAAAAAUGCUUCAUGCUGCAAUGCAUGCUGGGUAUCACCAUAGGACAAAACUCCCAUCAUGCACUGCAGUAUGAAUAAUUAUUGUCACCACUGUUGAGGAUUGUAUGCUAUAUUUUCUUGUAUAAGCCUGAGCGGUAAUAGUCGUUCAUUUUUAAUACUGAGGCUUUAUGGUGGCAUUUGUUUAAUGGAAAUUUUUUGGUAAUGUUACGAUUUUGUAAUAACUGAACCUCAGACCUAUAUUUAAAAUGGCGUUCAAGCAGCAAAUUCAAGCUGAUCAGCUCCUUUAGUCUUUUGAUUCAGCAAUGCACAAUUGUUUGCUGUGAAACAUUAUUUUAAAAACAUAAAAAGGUCAAGUGCCCAACUAAAACAAAACCUGGGCUCUAAACGAGUUCAGGUCAAAUAAUGAUUACGUGAAAACAUAACCAACACCAUCUGACCAUCUUUUUUCUUUGCUUGUCUGGCUGUUAUAACUCAGUUGAAGCAACCCAAACUAAACCUAACAUUAAAGAGUCAAGGGUCAAGAGCUCAACUAAAGCAAACCCUGACCUUCAUGAUGGUGGCUUAAAAUUGUGAAUUUCUCUUUGAUUCUGCUUGUUAACAGCAGAUCACCUUCCUGACACAAUGAAUGUGUCAAAAUGAACACAAGUCAUCCACCGAUGAAGAAAGAGGCACAAACUUGCUGAACGGCUUGCGGAGUGACGUAGCAGCAAUGUGAUUGGAUGAUAGUUAACACAUGUUGUGUUGGACACAGUGUUGUUUCUCUCUCUCUCUCUCUCUCUCCACAUCAUCAACUUAAAUUGACACAAAAAUGUGUUAAAAUAGCAAUAACACAAAAAAUGUGUUAUUAAUUAACACAUCCUUUUUGAGAGUGUAUAUUUGCCUGAUUACUAAUAAUGUAAAUUGUUUCCAAUAUGUAAGAAAUAAUAAUGUUAUGCAUUAAUACUAAUCUGCAUAUUUCCUUUAACAUUCCUUUCUGUCCUUUACUGCUUUAAAAAUAAAAUUUAGAAAUUUAGUGGGACCCCUGGACAUGUGGGCCCCUAAAAUCAUUCCAAUGGUUCACUCCACAGCUUCACUCUGAUGAUGCAUCACGUUGUGUUUUACAUCAAUAUGUUUCCUGUGGAAAUUGCUUAUUUGAAAACUUCUGUUGAAACAAAUGCUUUGACAGUUAUUUCAAAAUCAUGUGAUGAAAAAUAGGUGUUGGCUCAGUUUAAAUACACAUGUAGAUCUUCCUGUCUCUAACUUCCUGAAGUGAGUUGGAGAAAGAAUCACUGUUACAAACCAGAAACAUUACAAAAUAUGUCCAGUUUACGACCAGAAUUGGACAAUAUCAUCGAGCAAAGUACUGUAAUUAAGGAUGGUGCUCCCACUAGAUACCAUCUGAAUCUGAGGACAGAACCUUCUGAUACACCGAAUCCAUAUAAAAUAAUGACCUUUGGAGAGAGAGACAACGACAAACCCCAUAAAACCAUUCUGAUGGUUGGAGAAACAGGAACAGGAAAAACAACCCUGAUCAAUACUAUAGUCAACUACAUGUUAGGAGUAAAGAGAGAAGACAAGGUUUGGUUUGAGAUCACAGAUGAUCAUCAGUCUCUACAGACGAGUGAUGAGUCCGUUCACAGUCAGACCUCCAGCAUCACUGUUUAUGGGUUUCAGGACCAAAAGAGUCCAGUCGAUUUAACAAUCAUCGACACUCCAGGAUAUGGAGACACUCGGGGAAUUGAGAAAGAUAAAGAGAUCGCUGAGAGUCUGCUUCGUUUAUGUACAUCUGAAAAACAGAUUUAUGAAAUAGAUGCAGUGUGUCUGGUGAUCAAUGCAACACAGAAUCGACUCUCUGACAGACAACGAUACAUAUUUGAUGCUGUUCAGUCUUUAUUUGGGAAAGAUAUUGCUGAAAACAUUGUCCUGCUCUUCACACACUCAACUGGAGCUCGACCUAAAAAUGCCCUGACGGCUGUUAAAGAGGCUAAAAUCAAGUGUGCAGUGAAUGAGAAGAAUCAGCCAGUGUUUUUCCUGUUUGACAACUGUCAGUCAGACGCUGCUGAUGAAGAAUAUGAUUAUGAAGAUGAGGAAGAACAAGAACAGAGGCAAGAACAAUCAUGGAAUCUCAGUUUUAAAGGAAUGGAACAAUUGUUCAAGUUUCUUGACACAAUACAACCAAAAUCCCUGAAGAUGACUCAAGAAGUGUUGCAGAAUCGGAAGCAGUUGGAGGCAAAUAUCAAUAAUCUACAAUCACGUGUUCACAUGACAGAACUAAAGCAAAAUGAGCUGAAACAAACUCAAGAAGCUCUGGAGAAGAACAAGAAAGGUGUAAAAGAAAAUAAAGACUUUGAGUAUGAAGUUGAAGUGCCCUAUAAAGAGAAGGUUGAUAUUGAUCGUACUUUAGCCUAUAAGGCCACAUGCUGCACCGUCUGUGAGGAGAACUGUCAUUAUCCAGGAUGCUGGUGGUUCACCCUUCUCUCGUGGUGCAGCGUGAUGAAAAAUGAUCACUGUACAGUGUGCACAAAUAAAUGCCACUACAGCAAACAUGUCAAAGAAGCAAAAAUAUAUGUAACAAAGACAAAGAAGGAGAAGAGGACAUAUGAAGAUUUAAAGAAGAAAUAUGAAGAUACAGUUGGAGAUGGUGUGUUUGUGGUCAAGAUGCUGGAAGAAGAACUGCAGGAAUUAGAGGACGAGAAAAUAACGCUGCUGAAUGACACUUUUCACUGUGUGGAUAAACUGCAGAAGAUCGCACUCAACACCGAUUCACUGUUCACACUUCUGCACAUUGAUUUUCUGAUUAAGAAGCUGAAGGAAGUAAAUGAGCCUGAAAAGGCUGAAACACUGGAAAACAUCAAGAAGAGAGCAGGAGAAGAAAGACACAGAGCUCUGGGAAGCAUGAAUUUUUUUUUUGUGUAAAUAUAUACUAAUAUACUAAGUUUGUCAAUGAGGCUGGUCCCUAUCAGCACAUGCAUGGGCAUUCACCUAUGUACCUUUUUUUUUUUUUUUUUUUUUUUUUUUAAACUUGGUUGUUAAGAGUAAGGUUUAUUAGUAUAUUUGUAAAAUUGUAUUUUAUGGGUGACCUGGAUUCAAAACUUGUCUUCUUAUUUUAAAUAAAGCUCAAAAAUCUGAAAGGGUCAUCUUUUUUUAUGGUUUUAUUAUUAUUAUUAUUAUUAUUAUUAUUAUUAUUAUUAUUUUUAAGCAUGGCUGUGCUGGUCUGUGAUC